GUUGAUUAUUGUCUGAUUAUCAUACCACUAACACCUAACCCUCAUAGUCCUCAGCUCUUCAUUCGAAAGAAACCUAAAAUCAAAAUAUACAAUUGCUCUUCGUGACGAAUUAACGAAAAAGAGAUUUCGACGUUUGACGACGCCUCUUCUACAGAUUGCCCAAGAGAGUCUGGCUCCUAAGGAUCCUUCGACUGGUCUUUGAGUCCAAGAGAAAAUACUACAAAAGGAGCAAUGUCGGCUUCAUCUGCUUCCGACGUCUUCGCCUACAUCGUCGCCAUCUUCCUGCCUCCUCUGGCUGUCUUCCUUAAGACUGGAUGCAGUGCCGACUUCCUUAUUAACAUCUGUCUCUCCAUCCUGGGUUGGAUUCCUGGGGUCAUACAUGCGUGGUAUGUCAUUGCGAAGUACGACCCGGCGGCGUACAGAUACAGAUAGCUGGGCAAGAGAUUCAGAAGGCGGCAUUGGACGGGAGAUUGAUUGUGCAGUAGCUGUAUACCAAGCGGAAUGAUAAAGGCUAUUCGUUGUUUCUAAUGUCUAAACUUGCUACAAUAGCGUUCAACAGGUGAUCCCUUGAUGUUCGCCGCUUCUCACGAAUCUUCAUUCCACAUG
Messenger RNA from Amorphotheca resinae ATCC 22711, 606 nucleotides. RefSeq lists its product as hypothetical. The transcript has 3 exons. NCBI's taxonomy places the organism in Eukaryota, Fungi, Ascomycota, Leotiomycetes, Helotiales, Amorphothecaceae. The record is from RefSeq and is a predicted model, not a curated record. The coding region runs from base 232 to 432 and encodes 66 amino acids. Gene Ontology annotation, cellular component: membrane.